Messenger RNA from Hippocampus zosterae (dwarf seahorse), 821 nucleotides. It is a transcript of the gene bsnd, whose product is annotated as barttin CLCNK type accessory subunit beta. The transcript is spliced from 3 exons. The coding region runs from base 372 to 674 and encodes 100 amino acids. Gene Ontology annotation, molecular function: chloride channel regulator activity. The record is from RefSeq and is a predicted model, not a curated record. Gene Ontology annotation, biological process: chloride transport. NCBI's taxonomy places the organism in Eukaryota, Metazoa, Chordata, Actinopteri, Syngnathiformes, Syngnathidae. Gene Ontology annotation, cellular component: basolateral plasma membrane.
GUUUGCAGUUCGUUUGAAGUGUGUUCGUUUGCAACUGUUGUCUUGCAUCCUACAAACACUCUUUUGAUAUAAUAUGUAAUAAAAUACUCCAACUAAUAAACAACAAAAUGGAGCAGUUUCCCAAAAUAAAAUGAAAACUAACAGACCUGCUGAAAACACAUGUCAAUAAAUAAGAACGUACGAAUGAAAUAUCCCACACGAUUAUGACUCUGGGACCAAGGUGACCGAUCAAAACCCAACCCUCCUGGCCUUGCUUGUCUUUGGGCUUUAAUAAGCAGCAGAGUGGAACGUCAACCACCUUCCUCCUCCUCCUCGACACACACACACACACACACACACACAUACCUCUCAAGCUCGAGUGUCACGGGGCCAUGGUGGAAGGAAAACCGUACCGAUACGGGCUAAUCGUGGCCGGCUGGUGCGUGGUGACCAUGGGCCUCUUCAUCAUGAUCAAGGAGAGGCCUCACGUCUACGCCACCAUGUGUGCCCUGGGUGGUGCCAUGGUUCUAGUCGGGACCGUGUGGAGCGUGUGCCAGUGUUACCCCAAGGUUGUUCUCGCUCCUGGGAUGUGGGAUAAGAACCUGGAGGAUGUAGCAUGCAUUCGACAACAUGAGAGGGAAGCAAAUGCACCCAUUAAGCGGCACAACAGCUGCCCCGCGCUCCCCAUGCUGUGACGUCAUUGGAGCUGGCCUUGAUCCACCGGCCAUAACAUUAAGCACACCCAAACUGACCAUUAUCGUUUUGGGAAAGUGAUAUUUUUUUGUUACUCAAAGAGUGUCACGUGGCAAUAAUUUGUAUGAAAUAUAUAUUUUGUAAUCGUU